Messenger RNA from Beauveria bassiana ARSEF 2860, 1086 nucleotides. Its product is annotated as mitochondrial carrier protein. The transcript is spliced from 8 exons. NCBI's taxonomy places the organism in Eukaryota, Fungi, Ascomycota, Sordariomycetes, Hypocreales, Cordycipitaceae. The record is from RefSeq and is a predicted model, not a curated record. Bases 1 to 1086 code for a protein of 361 amino acids.
AUGGCUACCCAUGGUGAUGAUGUCGAGAGUCAACAACAACAACAAGAAGCGCAUAGCGAGGAAACUCCUCUGCUAAUAAAUCAGGAGAGUAGUCAUGCGCAGGAGCAGGCGGGAGCUGCACAAGCCCAACCACGGCCCUACCUAUCAUAUUCUCUAAAAGCACUAGCCGGGCUCAUCGCCGUCGGCAUCGCCGUCGUCUUUGUCAAAGGUUGGAUCGAUGCUGGCAGCGAUGUCGAUUUUGAUUUCAAAAAGGCGCUGAAAAAGGCCCUUGGCGGCGGUCUGAGUGGUGCUGCGGCCAUGGUUCUCCAGGUGCUGCUCCUCAUGCCACUUCGGACCAUUAUGAAUUACCAAUACCGGUAUGGAACUUCGUUUUCGACAGCCAGCGCGACCUUGUACACCAGCGGAGGCCUGGGCCGCUAUUACGACGGCAUUGGGGCAGCAUUAAUCCAAGGCCCUGUUUCGAGAUUUGGCGACACUGCUGCCAAUGCCGGUAUCCUCGCGCUACUCCAGUCAAAUUCAUACCUAAAAGAUUUGCCAGUCCUCAUCAAGACCAUAUUCGCCUCUCUUUGCGCUGCCGCUUUCAGAAUGAUCCUCACCCCCGUCGACACGUUAAAGACGACGCUUCAAGUACAAGGCCCCGAGGGCAGGGCUCUGCUCCGCGAGCGCAUCAAGAAACACGGCGUCGGUACACUCUGGUGGGGAGCAUUUGCGACUGCGGGAGCGACCUUUGUGGGACACUACCCAUGGUUUGCCACGUACAAUAUAUUGAGCGAAGCCAUCAAAGAGCCACCCAAAGACCAAUUCUUUCUUUGGCUUUUACGUCUGGCAUUUAUAGGCUUUGUUGCCUCAUUGGUAUCUGACUGCGUAUCAAACUCGUUGCGAGUGGUCAAGACGUAUCGCCAAGUCAACGAGACGCAGGUUUCCUACACCAAAGCAGCAAAGCUGGUCAUUCAGGGCGACGGUGUAUCAGGCCUUUUUGGCCGGGGACUCUCGACGCGCAUCUUGUGCAACGGUCUGCAAGGCCUUCUCUUUUCCAUCUUGUGGAAGCUGUUUCUCGACUUCUUGGAGUCGAGAAAAGGUGCAUAG